Molecule: messenger RNA, 4184 nt
Organism: Cyprinus carpio (common carp)
Lineage: Eukaryota; Metazoa; Chordata; Actinopteri; Cypriniformes; Cyprinidae
Gene: gfra1a
Product: gdnf family receptor alpha 1a
Exons: 10
Coding region: 489-2045 (518 amino acids)
Biological process (GO): nervous system development
Cellular component (GO): external side of plasma membrane; signaling receptor complex
Molecular function (GO): signaling receptor activity
Source: RefSeq, a predicted model, not a curated record
AAGCAAGCAGCUUGCAUAACCCCCAUUUAUAGUUACACAAUAAAAGAGAGCAGUAAACACUAUAAGUUUUGGAGUGGCAAAACUGGACGUCUUUGUCCUGUUGCCGUCCUGCACGCAGAAGCGCUGAGCGUGCACUGAGUCGCGUGUGGGCUUUGGUUUGGGUUACAGCGCAACUGAAUGCCACAGUGCUGUCGCGCGCUCAGUCGCACGAGCAUAUCUUGAGAGCUGGAGUUUUAUUCUGCUGCCUCGCGACUCAUUUUCUUUUUGUUACGUUGUCUAUGAGUCUUAAUCCAAGAAACCAUUCCAUAUCGGUUAGUGACAGUUUUGAACCAGGUCACGGAACGUUUUUUUUUCUUAUAUAGCCUACUCUGGAUGUACAUUGUGACCAACGAUGUUUCAAUGGACCUGAAUGAGAAAGGAUUAUUAUUUUCAUCGUCAAAACAAUAAAUUGCGUGUUUGAAAGAAUUUACCCACGGAUAAAAAGCGCAAUGAUUUUCGCCGCGAUUUACAUCGUUUUACCACUGUUGGAUGUGCUGUUAUCUGCCGAGGAGUCUUACUUUACUAGUUCAAGCCGGCUGGACUGUGUGAAGGCGAACGAGCUGUGUUUGAAGGAGCCGGGAUGCAGCACAAAGUAUCGAACUAUGAGGCAGUGCGUGGCGGGGAGGGAGAGCAACUUCAGUAUGGUGACUGGAGUGGAGGCGAAGGAUGAAUGCCGGCUUGCGUUGGACGCUUUAAAGCAGAGCCCUUUGUAUAAUUGCCGCUGUAAAAGAGGCAUGAAGAAAGAAAAGAACUGCCUGCGCAUCUACUGGGGGAUCUAUCAGCAUUUACAGGGGAAUGAUUUACUUGAGGAUUCUCCAUAUGAGCCUGUGAACAGCCGGCUUUCUGAUAUAUUUCGACUUGCUCCCAUCUAUUCAGAGGGAGGGACUAAUGGCGGUCCCUGGAGCGGUCCCAUCACCGUGGCCCCAAGGAGAGGGUCCCAGGGCAGGUCAAGACCACUUGAACCUCAAGACCCCAGUAGAAACAGAAGGGCUCACCCAAACUGGGCUAUUCUGGGUGAGCCAGCGCUAGCAAAGGAGAACAAUUGUCUGAAUGCAGCAAAAGCCUGCAACCUAAACGACACCUGUAAGAAAUACCGUUCGGCUUACAUAAGCCCCUGCACCAGCCGAGUCUCGACGGCUGAAGUCUGCAACAAACGGAAGUGCCACAAGGCCCUGCGGCAGUUCUUUGACAAGGUGCCACCCAAGCACAGCUAUGGUAUGCUCUUCUGCGCCUGUCCUCUAGGGGAUCAGCUGGCCUGUUCUGAGCGCAGACGCCAGACCAUCGUACCAGCCUGUUCAUAUGAGGACAAGGAGAAGCCCAACUGCCUGGCACUGCAAGCGUCCUGCAAGACCAACUACAUCUGCAGGUCUCGUCUGGCUGAUUUCUUCACUAACUGUCAACCUGAGCCCCGCUCUCUCUCUGGCUGUCUGAAGGAGAAUUAUGCUGACUGCUUGCUUUCAUACUCUGGCCUCAUUGGCACGGUGAUGACCCCAAAUUAUCUACGCUCACCCAAGAUCAGCGUGUCUCCAUUCUGUGACUGCAGCAGCAGCGGCAACAGCAAAGAGGAAUGCGACAGAUUCACAGAGUUCUUCACUGACAACGCCUGCCUGCGUAAUGCAAUCCAGGCAUUUGGAAAUGGGACGGAUGUGAGCGUUUGGCAGCCAAUGCCGCCAGUGCAAACAACCACCACUAUGACAACACCAUCCCAGAGGAACAGAGAUCGAAACAGAUCACCCAAUGCCAUAGAGCCAGGGACACACAUCAACCAUCUCAAUCCAGCUGAUAACUCCCUCUACCAGUUCUGCGGAAGCCUCCAGGCUCAGAAGCUGAAUACAAACAACACAAUAGAUGUGUUAUGUGUGGACCCACAGAUCGAUGACCCCAGCUCCUCCAACACCAUCUCCAGGAAUUCGUCCACUCGGCAGGCAUCUCUAUCAGGCCUUAGCUCUCUGCUGCUCCCGCUGGCUAUCUCCCUGCACUGCAUCUUCACCAUAGCAAUGUUGUAGCCACCUAAGAACAUAAAACACGGACAGUCACAAUUUGUACAAAGUCGAUCGCUGUUCCUGGUCAAUCUGUUGUACUCAGUACUCUCUCUCUCUCUCUUUCUCUCUCUUAGUCCCUCCCUUCCUCUCUCUUGCUGUUUUGUUUUUUAAGAGCUUUUGUUGAUGUUGUUGAUGCAACAAAACAAAGUGGUCUUGGUGUACUCAAGUUUCUGUCUCUCUUCCCUCCUGAUUUUGCGGAAGAUGAAACGUGAAAGAAAUGCGAGAGAACCCUGAAAUUAUUGCAGCAUUCCCAUGUGAUUUUGUGCCGUUUACGUGUUUGAGGGCCAGAAAUCAUAAGGACUCCUGUCACAGCAGUAGAGAUUAAUCUUAUCUGUGCACUUAACAAUACAGUGUGCACUAUCCAUUGCUCACUGGUACACAAAGACACAGCAAAAGUAAAACCAAGAUACUAUUAAAACGCUAUUAAUUUUUCAGAUGUGGCAACUGUUUAUUUCUACAAAUUGUCUUUUAUUUAACAUUAUGGUGAAAAUUAGAUUCUCACUAAUUGUGCUUCUCCGUAGUUUUUCUAUAGCAUCACUGGCCCAUCUGUAGUUCAAACAUAUCAAAAGACAUUUACAAAACAUCUAGUCACAGAAAGUGAAAAGAGGGUUUCGAGGGGAGUUUACUGGAUGACCAACAGGACAGAAGCUUUGUCAGAAAAGACAUAAGAGAUAAGACAUAAGGAGACUAUUUGAUAACUUUGCUCUGGUUUGUCAUGGUGUGUUUGCGUGUGGAUGCGUAAUGCUGUUUGUAUGUGUUUGUUUGAAGGUUGAGGAUGAGAUCAUGGGUUGACUGGAUGGGUAUGUCAAUAGAACUGGGGUUUCAUAACUCCUCUGUCACAGUUUACGGGAGAAAACAUGGACUGAGGCUAGGCGACAGCAUUGAUUCUUGUGUAAUCAGAUGAUGUGUCAAGGUUCUGUGUUACAAACUGCAUAUAUAAGUAUCUGUAAAUUGCAUCACCACUCACAAGUCUAAACCUACCGGCAUCCGCGUAUCUAUCAAGUGUAUAUUGCCUUUCUGAUGUUGCUUUGACAGGGAUUUUCAUACUUUGGCCCCAACAAAACAUGCAAUCUAGUCAUGUACGUAUUAUAUACUGUAGCCAGUUUUUUGUACUGUAUGUCUAUACAAAAGUUACUGAAAGAGUCAGUAUUGUGAUCCUGCAUCACAAUUACUUAAAACCAGUGAGAAUUAUUUCAAAAAAUAAAAAAUAAAUACCCAGAAGUCUUAUAUAUGUCAGUAUGAGGCAUGUGCAGUUUAACCACCUCAGCGGUACACGUUAAAAGAGUCUAUGACAUGCUGCUUUGGUUCAUGUGGCAUUUUAAACAAAAGAUAAUGUAUUGUUGUACUCCAUGUUAUUUACAAGACAUUUUAAGUGCUAGAUAAAAAUAAAUAAUAAUAAACACACAAACAUAUAUAUACUUCUACAUGAACUAUGUUUAUAGAGCCUGCUAUAUUUGAAUUGGGAUUUGGUUGUACAAUGUAUUAUCAUAUUGGAUAAGGAUUUAUCGCUUUUCUUAGUAACUAUAUACACAGUAUAUAUUUUUGUUUAGAUAUUACAGUACAAAUUGAAGACUUGCAUCUGUAAUUAUUGCUGUCCUUUCCUAUAUCCCAAAUGAAGGAGAUGUACAACAGCCAUUUAUUUACUAUACCACUAUGUUAUUGUUUUAUGGUAAGCCAAAAAAAAAAUCUUAUUUUUGUAUCCUUUUGCAUUAUGAGUUUAUUUAUUGUAAUGUUGUCUUUUUCUGCUGGUAAGCAGUAUGGGAACUUUAAAAGUAUGAACAUUAAAAAACCAAGCAUGAGUGAUGGAAAUGCAAUAAAGGCUAUUGGAUGCGGUUUGUUAUGGAUUCUACGCAGGCAUUUUGUGGUGGUCUGCUGCAUUUGGCUUUGGCCGCAACAUAAAGUUGCUGUGAAGAUGGGAGCAGGACAGUAAGAAUCCUACAUUGUAAAAACUAUAUUUCUCUACAUCCACAUCUUAUUGCUCCAGAGAAUUGAUAAAAAUAAGAAAAAUAAAACACAAGACUCUUCCACAAUCUGUCACAUUUCUUCUUAGCUUGUGAAAAUGUAAAAAGUAUUCUAUGAAAAUGAUUAAAAUGUUGACUCAUU